Komagataella phaffii GS115 is the source of this 1293-nucleotide messenger RNA. Its product is annotated as Mitochondrial NADH kinase, phosphorylates NADH. The coding region runs from base 1 to 1293 and encodes 430 amino acids. The transcript has a single exon. Gene Ontology annotation, biological process: NAD+ metabolic process; NADP+ biosynthetic process. The record is from RefSeq and is a predicted model, not a curated record. Gene Ontology annotation, molecular function: NAD+ kinase activity. Lineage: Eukaryota; Fungi; Ascomycota; Pichiomycetes; Pichiales; Pichiaceae.
AUGUUACACGUACAACGGUGGUCUGGCUUUAUUAGGCUCCAAUCCAGAAAUUACAGUAGCCAAUAUGUCAAGAUACUACCCGUGUCACAAUUGGCGCCCAGACAACAUCCUGAGUACAUUAGUUCCCCACAUUCAAAGCUUCAUAACAUGAUAUGGACUAGGCCGCUGAGAAACGUGUUGGUCGUGAAAAAACCUCAACAAGGUCAUGUUCUGGAUGCUAUGGUAGGCCUGAUAAACCAUAUUCAUCAAGAGUUGCCCUCAUGCAAUAUCAUCCUUACAGAGGACAUUGUCAAGGAGAUUCAGGACAAACUAGAGGAUGACUCCAAAUCUGGUUCUUCAAUGACUCAUUCUCUGUUUACUGGCUCUAUGGCAGAUAUCACUACAAAAACAGAUCUUAUAGUAUCCCUAGGAGGUGAUGGAACAAUCUUAAGAGCAGUUUCCAUGUUCUCCAACACCAUCGUCCCUCCUAUUCUAUCAUACAGCCUGGGAACGUUAGGGUUCUUGCUUCCAUUCAACUUUAAUAAUUUCAAGGAAUCUUUCAACAAAGUUUACACGUCAAGAGCUAAAGUAUUACAUCGAACAAGAUUAGAAUGUCAUAUUGUAAAGAAAAACAACGAGCUUCCCAUCAAUACUGAAGGAGGUCAACCUAAAGGUAGUAACUAUUCAGAGUUUCCAACAAAGGUACAUGCGAUGAAUGACAUUGUUCUGCAUAGAGGUUCCAUUCCAACGUUGACCACUUUAGAUAUUUUUAUUGACGGAGAGUUUUUGACUAGGACCACUGCGGAUGGGAUAUCAUUCUCGACUCCCACUGGAUCUACCGCUUACUCACUAUCUGCUGGAGGGUCUAUUGUUCAUCCGCUAGUCAAAUGCAUCUUACUGACCCCCAUAUGUCCCCGUUCUUUAUCCUUCAGACCAUUAGUUAUCCCAGCCACUUCUCACAUAAUCGUAAGAGUGGUUGCUAAGGACGUAUCUAGGGAAUGUUCAGUUAAACUAUCUAUAGACGGUGUCCCACAGGUAGGUCUCUCGCAAGACGAUGAGAUCCAUGUGGUCAGCGAGACUGGAACGAUUUAUCUGCCAGAUACUAAACUUCCCCCAGUUUUAGAGAGCCAUAGAGUUGGUCAGCAUAUUAGUGACCAUCAUGAUUCAAAAAUUGCCAAAGUUACCAACAAAGGUAUUGAUAAAACGCACAAAAGUGGGAUUUGGUGCGUGGCAAAAUCAGAAAACGAUUGGACUACAGGAAUCAACAACUUGUUGGGAUUCAACUCCAGCUUUAGAGGCUUUGGAAAACCAUAA